UGGGCCGACCCAGACCACAAUUUCUACGUUGCAACCUCUCUAUUAGUUUCUCACUCAUUCGUUGACUCCGAAUCCGAACACAGUAAAUCUCAGCCCGUCGGUCCGAUCCACCACCGAUGGACAACUCCGACGUGUUCGGCUCGUCCACGGCCCCGCUGACGUGGCACGACUUCCUCGAGCGGAUGCGCCACCCCUCCGCCGCCGACUUCGUCAAAGCUAUCAAAAGUUUUAUUGUAUCAUUUUUGAACAAUGCACCAGAUGCAGAAAGGGACAGUGUGGCUGUGCAGGAGUUCCUUGGUAAUAUGGAAGCGGCAUUCAGGGCCCACCCCCUUUGGGCUGGAUCUUCAGAAGAGGAGUUGGAGAGUGCAGGUGAAGGACUGGAGAAAUAUGUCAUGACAAAAUUGUUUACUCGUGUAUUUGCUUCCAUUCCUGAAGAUGUCAAAGCUGACGAGCAGCUUUAUGAAAAGAUGGCUUUGAUCCAACAAUUUGUAAGGCCUGAGAAUUUGGAUAUCAAGCCAACCUUCCAAAAUGAAACCUCAUGGUUGCUUGCCCAGAAGGAGCUGCAAAAGAUUAACAUGUACAAGGCGCCGAGAGAUAAACUUGUCUGCAUUCUUAAUUGUUGCAAAGUUAUUAAUAACCUUUUGCUCAACGCAUCGCUUGCGGCAAAUGAAGAUCAUCCUGGAGCUGAUGAAUUUCUACCGGUUCUCAUUUAUGUCACCAUAAAGGCAAACCCACCUCAAUUGCAUUCAAACCUGUCAUAUAUACAAAGGUUCAGACGACAAACUCGAUUGGUCGCAGAAGCAGCUUACUUCUUCACAAACAUGCUCUCUGUAGAAUCUUUCAUAUCCAAUAUCGAUGCAAAAGCCCUUUCGAUGGAUGAAGUGGAAUUUGAGAGGAAUAUGGAAUCUGCUCAAGCGCUUCUUUCUGGCCUCUCUCAGAGCACGGAUAACUCGUACAGUCAAAUGGAUCAACAUUUAGGACAUGUUCCCAGCGCGGAGCCUGUGGAGGCAAAAUCAGCUCCGAAUUCCAGGAAGCAGCAGCGUGCAGCAACACGUCCUCAGUCUCCCCUUGAAUCAUCCCAACCUAAAUCCAGGAACGAGGGAUUUGAUGGGAAAGAUCAUUUAUCGCUAGACAAACCUCCGUCAAUCUCAGACCUUGAAAACAAAGGUGCAGCUGAGCUGUUGAAGGAAGAAGAAGUGAACCAGCUUUUUCGGGAUUUCCCUUAUUUGUAUUCCCAGGCUGGUGAUCUGACGGUCGGCGACGUAGAAGAUCUGCUAAGCAACUAUAAGCAACUCGUGUUCAGGUAUGUUUGCCUUGCAAAAGGUAUGGGUGUGAGUCCUCCAUCUCUUUCAUCAUCUAAUACUCACAACGAGCAAACCCAAGUUGCAAUUGAUUCAGAAGAGAUUAAAGAAACUGAUCCAAAUGACGAAACGAGAAAGGACAUUUCUUCUACUGAUGCUGAUAAAUCAAUCGAAGGAUUGCUUUUGGGGUUGUAAACUACCAAAUUAAGGGCACCUGACAAAGCAGCAGUUGGAGGAGGACAAUCACCAAAUGUAAAGAAGAGUCAUUCUUCUGUUCUGUUUAUAUUUCUGUUUUUCUAAUUCUGUUCUUUUUCUUCAAAGAGUAUGAUAAACAGCUUAAAAUUUGUGAAAUUUAUGGAGAAAGUUCAGGUAAAUUAUGAGGAUGAUGAAAGUGUAGCCUAGUAUAAUACUCUUCAUUUUUACUUCACAUCAAAUGUCGUUGCAAUUAGAGAGAGAGAGAGAUUUUGUUGA
Sesamum indicum (sesame) is the source of this 1772-nucleotide messenger RNA. RefSeq names its product vacuolar protein sorting-associated protein 9A. Gene Ontology annotation, biological process: vesicle-mediated transport. Gene Ontology annotation, cellular component: cytosol; endocytic vesicle. Gene Ontology annotation, molecular function: small GTPase binding; guanyl-nucleotide exchange factor activity. NCBI's taxonomy places the organism in Eukaryota, Viridiplantae, Streptophyta, Magnoliopsida, Lamiales, Pedaliaceae. The record is from RefSeq and is a predicted model, not a curated record.